CGGAGGGAUUCCGAUGCAAAAACUUCGUCGUUGACCUGCGCAAUGGUGGGGAGCCCAUUUUGACUUUUUUUUCCUGUGCGACACGCAAUAAGAGUCGAUAACCCUCAUCACUCUACGUAAUAUCUUCUAUGCAAGUCACGGCGCGACGACUGCCAUCUCGCACGUCUCGGCGGUUGCUAUCGGCUCAGCCAGCUUUCCGCGCUCCUUCCUCUCGCCCUCGCCCUUUCACGUUUUCGUUGCCGAAUAUCGAGCAUUUGCAACUGACCGCGUUCAAUGGACAUAGCAAGCUAGUAGUCACUCCCCAGAAGACCAGAUAUUCGACCAUGUCCGACGCGAACAACCGCGUUUCGCUCAAGAAUUGCUGCAAUGAGAGCAAGUCUCCAUAUGUUCGCUCACAUGCCGACAAUCCGACUGCCUGGCAGCUAUGGACACCUCAGACCUUGGAGCUGGCCAAAACCACGAAUCGCUUGCUCUUCGUGAGCAUUGGCUAUAGUGCUUGUCAUUGGUGCCAUGUCAUGGCCCACGAGUCCUUCGACGAUCCUCGAAUCGCCCAGCUGUUGAACGAGCACUUCAUCCCUGUAAAGAUCGAUCGCGAAGAGCGACCAGAUAUCGACAGACAAUACAUGGACUUCCUACAGGCCACCAAUGGCGGCGGUGGUUGGCCAUUGAACGUCUUCGUUACACCAGACCUUGAGCCGAUCUUUGGAGGAACUUACUGGCCAGGACCCAAGAGUGAAAGAGCUAAGCAAGCUGGAGCAAGUUUUGAGGACAUUCUCUUGAAGGUCUCGACAGCUUGGAGGGAGCAGGAGGACAGAUGCAGACAGAGUGCAAAAGAGAUUACAAGACAAUUGAGGGAAUUCGCGCAAGAAGGAAGCAUUGGUGGGAAAGAUGGUCAUCGAACAGACGACCACGAUGAGCUGGAGUUGGACUUGCUCGAUGAUGCAUUUCAACACUACAAGAUGCGAUAUGACGAUAAGCAUGGUGGUUUCGGGAGCGCGCCCAAGUUCCCCACGCCAGUCCAUCUCAGACCUCUCUUACGAAUAGCAUCAUACCCUGCUACAGUACGUGAAAUUGUGGGCGAGGAAGAAUGUGUCGAAGCUCGUGGUAUGGCUCUCAAGAGUCUGGAGAAGAUGGCCAAAGGAGGAAUCAAGGACCAGAUCGGCCACGGCUUUGCACGUUACAGCGUUACGCGAGACUGGAGUCUUCCUCAUUUCGAAAAAAUGCUUUACGACAACGCUCAACUACUUCCAGUCUAUCUCGAUGCAUACCUCUUGACUAAGUCACCACUAUUUCUCGAGACAGUCCACGACAUCGCUACCUAUCUCACCAGCCCGCCUAUGCAAUCUGAACUUGGGGGAAUUCAUUCUGCCGAAGACGCCGACUCACUGCCCAGUGCUAACGCAACUCACAAGAGCGAAGGCGCGUUCUACGUUUGGACUAUGGAGGAAUUCAAGACACUGCUUAGUGAAGAUGAGCUCAAUGUUUGUGCCAAGUAUUGGAAUGUGAAGGAGGAGGGCAAUGUUGAUCGCCGACACGAUGCUCAAGGUGAAUUGGUAAAGCAGAACACCUUGUGCGUGUCAUACGAAAUCGCGGACUUGGCCAAGGACCUCAGUCUCACCGCAGAGGUGGUAAAGCAAACCAUCGAAAAUGGAAGAACGAAAUUGCUCGCGUAUCGCGACGAGCAUCGUCCACGUCCAGCACUCGACGACAAGAUCGUGACUUCAUGGAAUGGACUGGCUAUCGGCGGUCUUGCUCGAGCAAGCGCUGCCCUGCAGGAAACAUCUCCCGAAGCAUCUGCGACCUGGCUCUCGGCAGCGAAGAAGGCCGCAUCCUGUAUCGAGAAACAUCUCUUCGAUCCCCAAAGUGGCCUUCUCCGCAGAGUCUACCGCGAAGGUCCAGGAGAAACUCAAGGAUUCGCAGACGACUAUGCCUUCUUCAUCUCCGGACUGCUGGACCUUUACGAGACCACGUUUGACAGCAACUUUCUCAAGUUUGCCGAUACUUUGCAAAUAAGUCAGAACAAGCUGUUUUGGGAUGAUGUCAAAUACGGCUUCUUCUCUACGCCAGCCAAUCAACCUGAUAUCCUCAUCAGAACCAAAGAUGCUAUGGACAAUGCCGAGCCAAGCGUCAACGGCGUUAGCGCGAGCAACCUGUUCCGUCUCGGCUCUCUACUCAAUGACGAAAACUACACAAAGAUGGCACGCAGGACAGUCGCUUGUUUCGAAGUAGAAAUAGAACAGCACCCUGGCCUCUUCUCUGGAAUCUUAUCCAGCGUCGUGGCUACCAGACUCGGCGCUAAGAGCGUCAUGGUCGUUGGCGAUGGAGAAGCUGCUCGAGCUGUCUUGAAGAAUGCGCGAGAGAAAAUCCGACCUAAUUAUUCGGUUUUGAGAAUUGGAGGUGGGGCUAAUAGUGAAUGGCUCAGGACUAGGAAUGAACUUGUGAAAGACUUGGAUGAGACGAGAGAGAUGGUGCAGAUUUGCGAGGGCCAGACUUGCAGAUUGUUGAAUUUGCGGCAGAUUGAGGAGGAGCUGUUUCAAUGUUGUUGGUUGAGUGAUGAUUGAUGACGUGGCUGGUAGUGGUAGUCGCGGACAGAUGUGCUUUUUUGUUGUCAUUGGAUGAUGGCGACGCAUAGAUAUCAGCACGGAUGCGCAGAUGCAUACGGAUUAGGAAUGGAACGAAAUGAAAUGGAACGGAA
Molecule: messenger RNA, 2695 nt
Organism: Cercospora beticola
Lineage: Eukaryota; Fungi; Ascomycota; Dothideomycetes; Mycosphaerellales; Mycosphaerellaceae
Product: thioredoxin domain-containing protein
Biological process (GO): carbohydrate metabolic process
Source: RefSeq, a predicted model, not a curated record